AAAAAUUUUUGUCGGUAACAAUCAUAUUACACAUCUAAUCAUCAAACUUUUAAACAACAAAAAACAAAUUCCUUAUAUUUUUUACUGUACAAAAUUUUUUUUUUUUUUUUUUUUGAUGAUAAUCACCAUAAAGAUAGAUUCUUUUUGAUAUGAAUCAAAAUUUUGUUUUAUUUCUUCCAUUUUCUCAUUAGUCGUAUUUGGUUCAGGUCCGACUACUCACCACCAAAAAAAAAACAAUUAAUUUCAAUACAAUCUUUUUGAUUUUAUUCAUAUUUCGUAUUGCUAUCAAAUUGUUUUAACCAUAUAUAGUAAUUAUUCAAAGAAAUGUAAAUUGUGUCCUGUGAUUAUCAUUGUGUUGCAGGAUUUUUUUUAUUUUAUUUUAGAGCUAUUUAUAUUUAUAUGGCCACCACCACUUUGUUCCACGACCAACAGUUUAGCAAUUGUUUUUACAUUUUAUCCAAAUAAACAUAAUCACAAUGGACAAUCAAUGUCCAAUGCAAGGAUGUGAUGGAAGUGGACAUAUAUCUGGCCUAUUCUCUACACAUCGUAGCCUUUCCGGUUGUCCUUUAAGUCUUCGUUUUAUUGAAUUACAACAUCAAAAUCAUUUGAAACAAUGUCCAACACCAGGUUGUGAUGGUUUUGGUAAUACGAAAAACAUGUAUACCCAUCAUCGAAGUGUUCAACGUUGCCCAUUGAUUAAAAAACAAUUGGAAAAAAGCAAUGUGACCAUCGAACAAAUGGAAAGCAUGUUGUUUGGUAAUGAUAAAGAUUCACUUGUAGAUCUACAAUCAUCAUUCGCUCAAUCGAGUAACGACAAUAUGGACAUGUCAUCAUCGCUUAAAACUGAAUCGAAAAAGGUCACCUUUCAAUCACAAAAUGCGAAUACCGUUUGUAAUCGAUUAAUGGUGAAACAAUCACAAAAUGGUAUCAUAAAAAAUAAGUAUAAAAAACAAAACAUGAACAAAAUGAAUGUGGCUACAAAUAAUUUUGUUUUGAAUUUGAAUGGAAACAUUGAGCCAAAAAAAUCCAUCACUACAUCGAUCAAUGAUGGUCAAAUGAAGAAAAUCGAAGAUAGCUUUCAAUUACAAACACUCAAUUGUGAUAUGAAAUCCAUUGAUUUGUUGACAGAGAAUGAAUGUUAUAUGCAAAAAAGUCUGAUGAAUCUAAUGAACCAAUAUGACAUUCUACAGAAACAAGAAAUCGACAUUUAUCUUCAAAUAUCAUCGACAGAAAAAAUUAUCAAAAAAAUGUUUGCAGAAAAGAAUAAAAUUCUAUCACGAAUUCAAACAAAUAGCGAUUCAAUACGAAAUGUAUGUAAAAAAAUUCAUGAUCUUAAUAUCAGUGACAAACUAAACAUUGAGGCAACAUUGGAUGAAUGUUUUGAUUUAAUUGCUGAAAUCCUUGAAAAUCGCCAAAAAAAAGAUUAUAAAAAAUUGUUUGAAUUUAUCAAAGAAAAUUUCAAAUUGACAUAA
Messenger RNA from Dermatophagoides farinae (American house dust mite), 1472 nucleotides. RefSeq lists its product as uncharacterized. Gene Ontology annotation, molecular function: RNA polymerase II cis-regulatory region sequence-specific DNA binding; DNA-binding transcription factor activity, RNA polymerase II-specific; zinc ion binding. Gene Ontology annotation, biological process: regulation of transcription by RNA polymerase II. The record is from RefSeq and is a predicted model, not a curated record. Lineage: Eukaryota; Metazoa; Arthropoda; Arachnida; Sarcoptiformes; Pyroglyphidae. Gene Ontology annotation, cellular component: nucleus.